CCUCUUUCAGAGAAGGUUAAAAAGAGACAGUGCACAUGCUCAGAAAUGCUGCACUUGUUCUGUUAGCAGUUUGCAGCGGCCAUUUCAAAGAGACCAUCACAAAGACAAGAGAGAGAUCAGAGAAGCACCCGUUCCCAAGAUGCUGGCGCCCCGCCUUCUGAGAAGAGCGGUCCUUACAGUUCCUUUAGUUUUUGUGGUUGCACUGCUUCUUGCAGAGCCUGUUAGAUCUGACCAAGAAGCGGGAACAGCCAUACCAGCUGAAAGUCGUCCCUGUGUUGAUUGCCAUGCAUUUGAGUUCAUGCAGAGGGCUCUGCAGGAUUUAAAGAAGACAGCAUAUAAUCUAGACACACGGACAGAAACUCUGCUUCUUCAGGUGGAAAAGAGAAAUCUGUGCGACUGUGUAACUGCAAAUCUGCUGAACUGAAUCCUGGAGGCCAGCUAGGAGUAUCACCUGUUCAGCGGUUUUUAAAAUGCAGCUGUAUAAAAUACAGCUUUAUGAAGUUCAUGUUGCAAGCAUGUGUGCCCCAAUGUACUGAGGAAACUGGGGGGCUGUGUCUUAUGUAUUUGUCUGUUCUGUUUUUUUUUUUAAGAGUACCUUCUUUUCACAUCCACUGGGUUGCUAGUAAGGGCUCAAUUCAGUAAAUCUGUUACUUGGUACUAGAGUGGGGGAAAAAUUUACCUGCUUUGAUUUUUAAAUCAGAGUUGGCCAAGUGUAAACCACAAGAUAAAUAUGGCCAGCAGUGCUCUAGAGACACCUGCAGCUGUUUUUUGUCUCUAAUAUGAACAUAUCUCUGUGGCAACAUACCCAGUUAUAUUGAGACAGGGAAUUGUGGUCUCUCUAGGCUUUGCCUGUGUAUUAAAGAUGACGGAAGUCUUUUCUGUUUGUUGUCUGCACUGUGACCACAUUCAGGCCUGUUGUAGUUCAGUCAGCUGCAAUGAGGUAUGUGUCAUAAGGAGUUAUAUGUGUUCUGUAUUGGACAAAACAGUUUAUAACUUAGUGCUGAAUUUUCUGGUAUCCUGCGUAAGAGUAUUGUCUUCUUUAAUUAAAACCUUUAGUUUCUUCCCCUCCUUCCCUGGACACUCCAUUCUUAACCCACUGUAUCUCUAAAUAGCUUUAUCUUAGCAGGUCAAAUGGAUAGAGUAGAAAAAGGAGAAUAAGGGUAUGACUAGGCAGCCUUGCCAGUUCCAGCUGUACCAAAUGCUACCACCAGCAACUGCUCAACAUCACAUUGAAGGAAAGCUCUGUGCAGUGCCAAGAAGUUUCUUGAUGAGAGUGCUCCUUAUUUUACUUCAGGUGAAACACAGUGGCUAGGUCACACAUAUUUGGUCCAUUCUGUUAUGGACUGAACUCUGAACGUUUUGGUCUUUCAUUGUAGUUGCCUUUGAAAGCUGCUCUUUUUGUUUCAGGCUUGAAGAAAGGGUUGUGUACCUGAAAAAUGAGAUGAUUUUUAUCCUCAGCUCUGCCACUUUAUUCUAAGAUACUGUGUUCACUCACAAGUCUGAAUUAGGCUGAGCAGUUUGAGUAGAUACUCUGUUUGUUUGACGUGAUUUAGAGCCAGCUCAAACCACUCCGACAGUGGGACUGUGGAGUGCUAACCUGGCUUGGGGAGUGGAUGGGAGAUGGAUAGCUGAAGGCCAAAAUCUCUUCAGCUGAAUUUGGAAGAAAGUGCCUGCCUGCGGCCUUACUUCUCUAACUAAACUGGUGGUACUUUGCUGGAAGUGGAUGAGAGAGGACAUACAAUUACUGCUCUGCCAGUGCAGCUGUAGGUAUGGUAACAAACAGCUGAGGGAGUAGCAGAACAUGAUAGGCAGCCUCAGUGGCUUGCCAAACCUGUCCAGGGCUUGGAAAACCAAUUCCUGCACACUGAGAAAUGCAACAUGCCCUUCUGUGUGGGUCCAGGACAUACGCCAGCACAGAAGCUCAGUGUGAACUGGAGAGGGGAUUCUGAUGCUGGCACUGCUCAUAUCUGGCUGCUUGGCAAAAUAAGAGUGACUGCAAGCCUCACCUGCAGCUCCACUCCCAGAGAGUGGGAAGGGGCAGCAGUCUUUACUCAUGCAUGGCAGAGCAUGUUCUGGACUUCUGGAAGCAAAGCCUCCUUUGGAGGGCUUCAGCUGAUCCUGGCUGUAGUAGAAUGGCUUCUCAGAGCUUCUUGGCUUUUGCUGCACUUAGGUUGUCCCAUCUUGUUCUAGCUUGGCUUUAUUCCUCUGCUUUGCUCUGGACCUGCCUUGGCUUUCCUUUCCAGUGCAACCUCCAUUCCCCCUUCCAGUCUGGCAUUGCCCUCUCUCUAGGCCCAGGGAUUUCUCGGUGACCCCUGGCCCCCCAUCCUGAUGGGUCUGUAUGUAGUCACUGCAAGUGUGGGCGAUGGGGCUGAUACUCCUCAGGUCAGCAGUCCCUUUAGAUCCAACUGGCAGCACUGCAGGAGCAAUGAGUGGCAAUUCAGUUUACCAUGGAGUGAGUGAACAUGGUGCUGAGCAACACUGGUAUCUCAUUCCCUGUCCAGGGAAGACAUUGUGGGGAAGGGCUUCUUUUUACCUGGGAAGCCAACAUUCCCAUUGCAGAACUUGGAGGAGGUCCCAGAACAGUUCAGGUGGUGAAAACUGCUCCCAAAGAUGAGUUAAUCUGUGGACUGUCCACCAGGAUGCUGUAAUCUCAUCAGCUUGUUAUAGGUGUGGACAGGAACCCGGCCAUAGUCAGCUGCUGUUUUAGCCAGGUGUUGAGUAAUAAGAUGUUCUGGCACAACUGGAAACACAUGUAGGUCUUGAUGAAUUUUUCCCUCGGUGUCUGCACAGGCACUGGCUUGAACAAAAGAAAAUCUGACCAUGUGGAAGUAUUUUCCUUCAGUGAUUUUGCUACACCUCUACCAUCUGAUUCGCAUCGCCAGAACUGGGGUAGUGAAACACAGGACAUAAUAGCUGUUGCCCCACAAGAAAGCAGCCAGGAGGGGGAUAGAUGGGGAAUGGGGAAUAACUUUCUCAUUCUCUUCCUCAGAAUCUGAAAAAUUAAAGAUUCCUUUCAGUCUGCAGAAGAUCCAUUAGAAUCAGGAAUUUGCUAGUGGAAAAGCCCACCUUACCUAUUUUCCUUUAGUUGAAUGACUGUUCUUGUAUUACCUCUUGUUCAAAACCACCAAAAUAGCAGGAGAGCAGAAGACAGCUAAUAUGCCACCAGUUCUAAAAAAGGAUUGGCAGGGAGGUCUGGGAAUUGUACCAAGCAACCAGAAUAUCUGUUCUGGGCAAGUGAACAGAAACUUUUGAAGGACUUGAAUAUGUAAACUCAGGUUUAAUAUGACACAGUGACAAGAGUCAAGACCAUUUUUAUAAAGCAAAAGAAUACAGCGGAACCAGAUAAAGUGCUGACAAAAGCAGCUAGGAUAAUCCAAAUUAACGUACAGACUAGGAGUCUUCAGUCUAGACAAGAGAUGACUGAAGGAGAUGAUAGAAUUUUAUAAAACUAUGAGUGACCAGAAAAUGACUGUUUGCUGUCCCUUCCCAAACAAGAAGUGGGGUGCGCUGAACAAAACCAGCUGGAGGCAGGAUCAGAGCGAAUAAGAAGAUGAUGCUCUUGACCUACUGUGUGUUUCAGUUGUGGAAGUCCUCAUCGCAGGAUGUUGCUGAUGCCAAAAAUUUACAUGGGCUUAAAAAGCAGCUGUUCAGACUCAUGCCUGAAAAUCCUAUUGCAAACUGUUAAAUAUAAAGACACCCUGAACCACAAGUUGUUGCAAGUUAACACUGUUGUAGGAAGACAUUGUAGUUGACGUGUUUUUAUAUUUUUCCCUAUACAUUUCUUAUUGGUCAGUGCCAAUGACGAGAUACUGGCCUCAGAAGGACCUUUGGUGUGAUCUGGUGCAGUUGUUCUUAUGUGUAGAAAUGAGCCUCUUCCCAAAUUCAUAAAGCAAACCUCCCUGUACUCCAGAGAGCCACUCCUUUUUAUCCCUUAGAAACACACACUUUUAGAAAGUCUUGAAGUUCUUGGUUUCCCCAUUGCCGAGGACAGGGCACCAUUAAGUAGGCCAGUGGUCCUGCUUCUGCAGCCCAGUACAUUGCAGAGACCACACCAAAGGGAGGAGUAAAGGCUCCUUUUUGAAGGGAAAGAAAUGGUACUGCAAAACAUUUGCCUACUGCCAGGAAGGAGCUAUAUAAUUACUCAGAUAUUAGGGUCACCUACAUAGCGUACAAGCCCAAUCCUGUCUAGUUUUCACUCCUUGCCCUGUGGCCUUUCCUCUGCUCCUGUCUUGGCUUUUUGCUCAGGCCACCGUCCUAGUUACCCUUCAUGCUGACCAUUGGAUAUGCAGAUCAUCUCUCCUGUGCCAUAAAGAAAUCUUGCAGCAAUGCACUCGUGAGUAACAAACACUUGAGCACGUGAAAAAUGUCUUAAAGUGAUUGUAUGUUGCUGUGGUCAUGCUGCUGAGCUGGGAAAUCUCUUCCAGACUUACAUGGUCCUAUGUCUUUGAUGGCUCUGGCACUGUUUUGCCUCUUGUCCCUCUUCAUCUACACAUACAGUAUUUUCUCUGCCCUCUGAAAGCCUGACACUUUUAACAUGAAAAAUGGGAAGUAUUAGUACAAACAGGCUUUCUCUUCCCAUCGUACUUAAAACUGCCGCUGUGCCUCCUACAAGAAGUGCAUUUUUUCUCCUCAAAAUCCAAAGGUCCCUGUUAAAUCCAAACUGUUGUUUCAUGUGUAUUUAAUAGGGCCAUCAGAACAUGCACACAUCCUUCUCACUAUACACCUUGUCCUGUUUUAUUCCCUGUACUACAUUAUGUGGUUGUCUCUUGCUUUGUGACUGCACUGAAAGCUGUCUGGGGCAAAGAAGUUGUCAAUGGCACUGGUAGGUGGCCAUCACACCUUCAGGUUUUGUGAACUUAUUAAAUAAAAAUCACAAUGUAAAAUA
This is a messenger RNA of Harpia harpyja (harpy eagle), 4885 nucleotides long. RefSeq names its product neuropeptide-like protein C4orf48 homolog. Bases 140 to 424 code for a protein of 94 amino acids. The transcript is spliced from 4 exons. Lineage: Eukaryota; Metazoa; Chordata; Aves; Accipitriformes; Accipitridae. The record is from RefSeq and is a predicted model, not a curated record.